Molecule: messenger RNA, 1471 nt
Organism: Petromyzon marinus (sea lamprey)
Lineage: Eukaryota; Metazoa; Chordata; Hyperoartia; Petromyzontiformes; Petromyzontidae
Source: RefSeq, a predicted model, not a curated record
AUGAUAAAAUCCGUACGUGUCUCUUCAUUAGCACUGCCAUGCCCGCCGAACACCCACUACACGCCGUGCGCCUCGCCCUGCCCGGCCACCUGCUCGGACAUCUACGCCGAGGACGGCUGCCAGAGCGCGGCUCGGUGCGCCGAGGGCUGCGUCUGCGACCAGGGCUUCGUGCUCAGCGACGACCUCUGCGUGUCGCUAGAAGCCUGCGGCUGCUGGGACGACGAAAACAACUACCACUCGGUGGUGUUUUCAACUUACGUGCCAUUGCUUCCGUGCAUCUUCCAGUUUGAAGAGGCCUGGCUUAGUGACAACUGCAAACGAAAGUGCGUUUGCUCGGUGCCUGGCAAUGCGAGCUGUGAGGCGCACAGCUGUGUGGAGCACGAGAGUUGUCAACUGAACAAUGGGAAGGAAUCUUGCCAGCCUGUCAGUUACAGCACGUGUUCAAUAUCUGGGGACCCACAUUACCAGACCUUUGACAAGAGGCUGUACCACUUCAUGGGUCGUGAAACAUACACGCUGGUGCAGAGCUGUGGGGACAACAAUAACCUCCUACCCAUCAGAAUCCUCGGCAAAAACAAGCGCGUCGGCCACAACCACCGUGUAUCCUUCCUGGAUGCAGUGUACAUUUACGUGUACGGCUUCAAGAUCAAGUUCACCGACAGAAAGGAUUUCGAGCUGAAUGGGGUAAGAACGAAGCCCCCAUCAAAUCCCAAGGAGGGACUUGAAAUUGUGCACACCUCCCACAAGAUGGUGCUGAGGACGGACUUUGGCCUGACUGUCAUAUUCGAUCGCAAAUCACACGCAGACGUGACCAUUCCCAGUUCUUAUGCUGGCCAAGUGUGUGGCCUGUGUGGGAAUUCCAAUGGGGACAAGAGUGAUGAAUUCAAGACUCCCGAUGGAUCACUCGUUACUUCAGAGGACGUGUUUGGCAACAGCUGGGAAGUCAAUGACCGACGCAGCCUCUUUGAGCAGUACGAGCCACCCGUUUUCAGGUCGAAACGUCUCGUUGAGGAACCCCGGAAUGACCUCAACCUCAGCUGCAGCGAUGAGCAAUGGGCAGAGCUGGAGAACAAGAGUUCCUGCGGAGUGUUUCAUGAUCCUGCUGGGCCCUUCGUGCAGUGCUGGAUCCCUGCCCCUGUGGACCCAUAUUACACUAACUGCAUGUAUGACAUGUGUGAAAACAUUGGAGACAAGGAGUUGUUCUGCAGCAGUCUGGAGGUUUACACGUCAGCCUGCCAACAGGAAGGCAUCACUCCCAACAACUGGAGAAUCUACACGGGCUGUGGUGAGAUGAAUCACCGAUGUCACUCCGUGCCUUGAGCCUCUUCCACCCACAUUUUAACAUUUCACAAUGCGCAAUCACUUUCUUCCGCAAGGGAUUGCUGUCGUCACAAGAGAUGUGCUUUUGCUGGAAUUGGGUUUGGACCCAAGUUUUAUUCAUAAAAAGGGUAUUUUAGGGCACUACUGAAAC